This is a messenger RNA of Anguilla rostrata (American eel), 2443 nucleotides long. Its product is annotated as draxin-B-like. The record is from RefSeq and is a predicted model, not a curated record. Bases 234 to 1334 code for a protein of 366 amino acids. Gene Ontology annotation, cellular component: extracellular region. The transcript has 7 exons. Gene Ontology annotation, biological process: Wnt signaling pathway; axon guidance. NCBI's taxonomy places the organism in Eukaryota, Metazoa, Chordata, Actinopteri, Anguilliformes, Anguillidae.
UCCCCCGCCGACAUCAGUUGCCUGCCCGGAGCUUGACUCCCGUUAUAAACAAUCCCACAGUCGUAGGCAUAAACCGCAACUCGUACGUUAGCGAACCAUUCACACACAAACAUCUUCGCCUCUUCGGCCGCUUUAUGGAACUGGAUCUAAUUAUUUCAUUAGGCAGUCGUGUUAGGCAAAUACCGGCACAAACAAUCGAUUAAAGCGCAAGGCAGGUGGCGCGGUGUUUAAAGAUGACAGCUCUCCCCUGGUGCCUGUUGCCAGCACUCCUCUUUGGCACCCUGGCAAUUUCGCAGAGGACCGAGCCCAGAUCCUGGAAUGCCAGGAGGGGCAUGACCCCGGUGUUCUCCACCAAUCCCGACGCACAGCAGAGUCGAGCGCCCGGCGCACAGAGCGGCGGGAGGCGUCACGGUCGGCACAGCAACAGGCUGGGUCACGCAUCACUUUCCCGCCAGCCAUUGCUCCCCAUGGGGGGUCCCGGGGAUGAUGGGAUGGGCCGGGGGGGUCUGAGGCCCCUGAAGCUGGAUGUGGGCCAGGGUGGAGGGGAUGGGCGGGCAGUGAAAAUGGGGGAGGGAACCUCACCGGGCUUCAGAGUCCAGUCCCACAGGGCAAAGCACCGCCCCCUCAAGGCUGAGGCUGCUCGGAAGGACAGGAGACUUGGGCACCAUGGGCGCAGGAAACAGGGCGGCCGCCGGAACAAGGCCCGGCACGCUAAAGGCCAUUUCUCUUAUUUGCAGCCCAGUUUGGUGCAGCAUGGGGAUGUGUUUGAAGUAAAUCCCUCCAGUGUGCCUCCACCAAAGAGCCCAGCCCAACCCAGCCCACAUCCCUCCCCCACUGACACUGAUCACAGCACCAGCCCCAGCACAUCCCUGGUAACCACGGUGAAGAGCGAGCAGCCUCCCACUUCUAAUCCUCAGAAAUCUGGCUGGAGGAAGCGGCAACAUGAGGUGAUGCCCACUCUGGACAUGGCUCUCUUUGACUGGACUGACUACGAGGACAUGAGACCAGCAGAAACAUGGCCAAACUACAGAAAGAAAGACAAGUGGCGCAGUAAGAAUCUGAGUGGCGGAAAUACGACAGUGGAUGCAGACACCAUUGAACCAUGUGACCACCACCUGGACUGUCUCUCAGGAUCCUGUUGUGACCUGAGGCACCAUGAGUGUAGGCCGCACAAUCGUGGGCUAAAUAACAAAUGCUAUGAUGACUGCAUGUGCACAGAAGGGCUUCGCUGUUAUGCCAAAUUUCAUCGCAAACGUCGGGUGACCAGGCGGAGGGGGCGCUGCGUGGAGCCUGAGUCAGCGAACGCCGACCAAGGGGCAUUCAUCACAGUGUGAGAGAGCUGGGGGAGCAAGGAGGAACGCUGCAUCGCCCUUCCCCUGGCCAAAUAUUCAAGAAAAAGAGCACAGCCAAACCUACCCCCAGGAAUCCGCCUCAGUCUGUAUCCCGCACACACACACAGAACAGUAACUACACAUACAUGCACCGAAUGGCGGAAUGACAAAAAGGACUUGUACGUCUCCACCCAUGCAGAUCGCAGUCCUGUCAUGUUCUUAUUCACUGAAAUAUCUUACAAGAAUGGAUUCACAUGAUCGGUUUUCAGAACUGUCCUUUUUACUGUAUUUUUUAUACGUAGGUUGUCUUGUUCAGAUUGACUAUGCUGCAGUGUUUGUGAUGCUUCGUCGGCCUGAAAGCGAAAAGAAGGCUUCGAUUUUCCUCCAGAGGAACUCAUAUUUAACUCCCACAGUGCCUUCUUGGGGGCCUACGUGUAACAUCGGGGUAUGGUAGGAAAAUCUACGGGGGCCUUUGCGGCAGGCAGCGGGAGUCACAAGUGAGGGUUCAUUGUGGGUAUCGUAGGUGUUGAGGUGGGGUUAGCUGGAGAUUAAUGGUGCACAGUGAGAUUGUAUAUAGGCUCUUGUGUGUGUACACAGUUCCUAACCGCCAUAAAAAAAACCAGCUGGUGCCAAUACAUUCUAUGGUAAAAUGUUACAUAAAAAAGGAAUGUUUUUUGAAUGUAAGUCAGUUAAUAUAUUACAAUGUGUAUUUGUUGUUUCCACUUCCACAUUACAUUUUAUGCAUAUGUUGCAGAUAAUUUUUAUGGCAUACUUCAUGGCAUGCAUAAACAAUGAACGUAUUGUUUAAAAGUUGAAAUAGUGCACAUAUUGUGUAAUUCAUAGGAUGCAGUAAACGUGACAUUGUUUUGAAAAAUGUUUUACUUCCAUUUUUAAUAUAUUGGUCACAGGUAUGGAUGGGGUGGAUGAUCUGUUGGAUUUUAUAGGGAUUUUAUUUGUCUCUUAAUCGUUGAGUUGUGACAACAGUAUCAUAGACAUGGUCAAAACUCAAUGAUUAAGAGACAAUUAAGGUGGUGUCUUUGUCACAAAUUCUGAUUUGCUAAAGUAGUGUUUUUGUGAUUCUGAUUUUAUCAUUAAAUGUAAUUCAAAAGGUA